Molecule: messenger RNA, 1134 nt
Organism: Pochonia chlamydosporia 170
Lineage: Eukaryota; Fungi; Ascomycota; Sordariomycetes; Hypocreales; Clavicipitaceae
Product: fungal specific transcription factor domain-containing protein
Exons: 2
Coding region: 1-1134 (377 amino acids)
Source: RefSeq, a predicted model, not a curated record
AUGGACGCUGUGCCUAGCCCUUACGAAGGAGGCACAAUAUGUAACGAUAUAUUUUCUGAACAACAAUUUACUAAUCUCAUGGCAUCAAUUAACAAUACAACCGAUUGGAUAGGGCUUGAGCAGGAUCAAGCGCUCUUGGCUUCGUGCCAUGGCAUGAGUUUGCCGAGUUCUUUCAAGGCUACACUUAAUCUGGAUGCUUCGUGUGACGACCGAUCGCGACCCGGGACCGAACAUGAGCCCCUAAGUACCGGAAGCGCACUGACAUGGACUGAUCCCGGUCUUAUUCCCUGGCUGUCGCCAACUCUCGCUUCUCCAAGUGAAGAGCUUGCCUUCAGUUACUAUAUUAACGAUGCCUCGACUCGCAUUCCGGCUUUCGAUAGUCCAAAGAAUCCUUACCGGAAGCUUUGUUUAGUCGCCAUAUCGUAUCCUCUGCUUCUUCAGACAAUUCUGUACGUUUCCGCAAUUAGCAUGAAGAACCAUGACAAGGGGGAUGAAGAUGCAAUUACCCAUUGCCGCGCUCAAGCCCUGUUGUUGCUGCAAAAGGCCGCUGCCAUGCUGGAGACCCAGAAGGCCGCUGGAGGCCCAAAAUGGAUGGACCAUGACCAAAUCCUCUCGGUAUUAUCGUUGAGAGAGGUGACCUUGGUAGCUUAUCUUAUGCAUAUCGCUGCGGAGGUCAUGGUGGGCAGUCAAACGGCUGGGGCUUACUUGCAAGAUGCAUACAGCCUGAUGAUCGAGCUCGACUACAUCGAUCAUUUGCCGCAAAGAUUCUACGCGCGAUUCCUCACACAAAGAUUUGCUAUGAUAGAUGUAGUACUCUCAUUCUUACGGCAUCGGAAGCCAUUCGCGCCGAAACAUUUCGUCUUGUGCCAGCCGAUCGAGGGGGUGGAUGAGCAAGAACCAUCUUUCCGCGAAUUAACAGGCUGUCCUCAGGCAGUUCUUUCGUUCCUAGCCAGACUUUCGAUUCUCGCCAAUGAAAUCAGUCGCGACAGUUGCGCACAUAUUGCAGAGGCCUACCAGUUGGAGAGCGAAAUGCGCCUCUGGGGAGCGCUUAGGUAUCCUGGUCCCUUGUCUGGGAAUGCCCCCCUGCUGGAGAUUAUGCCCGGUGAUGGCGCUGGCGCCCGUGACGUUCGCUAG